Messenger RNA from Bolinopsis microptera, 653 nucleotides. RefSeq lists its product as uncharacterized. The record is from RefSeq and is a predicted model, not a curated record. The transcript is spliced from 5 exons. Lineage: Eukaryota; Metazoa; Ctenophora; Tentaculata; Lobata; Bolinopsidae. The coding region runs from base 66 to 653 and encodes 195 amino acids.
GUUUGGUGAAGUAACGUUUGGUCAGGAGAGCAUUUUGACGAAAUUAUUGCUGAAUCUAACUGAAAAUGGCAGAUGAAGUUAAGCCAGAAGUUGUUGAAGCUUCACCUAAGCCUGAAGUUGUGGAAUCUUCAACUAAGCCUGAAGUUGUGGAAUCUUCAACUACAACUACAACCAGUACUACGAAAGUGACCAGAAGGAUCAGGCGUACAUCGCGUUCCCGAUCACCAUCACCAAGUCGCGGACGUAGCAGUAGAAGUCGUUCCCCGAGCAGGCGCAAAGCCCUCAACCGGUCACCAUCCCCCCACAGAUACAACACCCGAAUUAACAGUCAGGUUUCGGCAGAAGAACAAACUGAGACCACGCCCACUUCAGGAUGUUCUCUGACAAGCUCUCUGAGCUGUGUCUCCUCCGCAGUAUCCCACAUAAUCAGAAAAUAUAAAUCUAUUACUGUUGACCUGAUAAAGUGCUCACUCUACAUAACCCUGGCUUACAUUGCGCUUACCAUGUGCUCGUUUGGAAAAUGCGAUAUUCGGUACCCAACUGUACCGAGUCUGAGCGUAAUUUACAACGAGAAAAUAUUUCUGGAAUGUCUGGCAGGUUUCGUAGUCUGUGUCCUUGCUUUCUCCGUCACUCUGGGCCAGGGAACUCCAUAA